UUUAAGCAGGUCGCGCGGAUCGUCUUCGUUUUGCCCCCACUUGCCCCCCUACGGAUCGCGUUCCCGUUAACGUGAAUAUGAAAGUAAAAGUACGAAGAGUACUACCAGCACAUUCGACUCUUAAUUGAUUUGCAAACUUUGGGCAAUUCCGAGAAACAACUCAGAGAGAGAGAGGGAGAGCGAUAACGAGGGAGAGUGACAGAAGCAGUGAGAAAAGUGACACGAGAUUUGAAACAUCAACGGAAAAGUUGUCCAAUUUCCUGCCUGCUGUGUGAAUACGAAAAUCCACAAGACGAUGACGGCCAUCGGUGAGCCAGCAGGCGCCAGGGAGGAGGGCUCCUCCGGUGCUCCAGCCACCCUAAUCACAACACCCACGACCAUAAAUGCACCCACAUCGAUACCCGUGCUCAGUGAUGUGCCCAUGCCGAAUGGCAAUGGCAAUGGGAGUGGAACUGGAACUGGAACGGGGAAUAACUUCAAGAGCAGCAUUGUCAUUGAUAGCCAACCCAAGCGGCGUGUGAGCAUUAUCUCGGAUCCGCCUAUGAUGGCUGGUGGUGCAGGAAUUGGCGGUGCCUCAGGUCCCGGCGCCGGACACGAUAACCUUGCCUUCGAGCAAAAUCCCAGGCGUAAAAUUUCACAGACCUCCACACACUCGCACACGGACAUUGGACCGGCGCGAAGGAAGAGCAUACUGAAGGACCCAGCCACAACCACGCACGACAACGAGAGCGAUCGGGUUUCAACGCACAGUUAUGACAACUACCGACAGAGUGCGCUGGACGUGCUCAAUGCCAAAUACAAUGGCCAUCAGGCGGCCCACAGCUCGGCGGGUGGCAGCAAUAGUGGCGCCAACUAUGUGGAGCAGUCCUGGAUGUACACAUUCUGUUUGAAGUGUCGCGGCGAGGAGCCAUCGGCAUCGUGGGAGCCACCCUUUUGGCAGAAGAUCUUCCCCUAUCCGCUGUGUCCCACCUUCAGGACAUUCUCGCGACUGGUGUCCAUUAUUCUUAUAGGUGUCCUCAUUUGGAUCACGGCAUUUGUUAUCAUUGGCGACUCGGCUGCCCCUGGUGGACAGCUGUUUAGCCUGGUCGUCCUCACUGUGGCCGCCAACUUUGGUGGCUAUCUGAUAUCUCUGACCACCCUGCCGCGGCUCAUUGGCAUGCUCCUGGUGGGCAUACUCUUUCAGAACGUGGGCUGGGUCAAUCUCGACGGUGACUUCUCGAAGGUGACGGCCCACCUGCGUAAGUUUGCGCUGACCAUUAUCCUGACUCGAGCUGGACUCGAAAUGGAACCGGAAGCCUUCAAGAAAGUCUACAAAACAAUACUUAAGCUGGGCAUCAUUCCAUGGUGCGUGGAGGCCGUCAUUGUGGCCGUGAUGUCGCACUUUCUGCUCGAUCUGCCGUGGAUCUGGUCGUUCCUGCUAGGCUCCAUCAUCGCUGCCGUCUCGCCUGCUGUGGUGGUGCCCUGCCUGUUCCGUUUGCGAACGAAGGGCUACGGCGUGGCCAAGGGCAUUCCCACGCUGGUGGUGGCUGUGGCCGGCGUGGACGAUGCUCUGUCGGUGGCCAUCUUCGGCAUCAUCAGCACCGUGAUGUUCUCGGACAAGGGACUGGCCUAUCAGAUUGCCCAGGCACCGGUCUGCAUACUGGGCGGCCUCGGAUUCGGCGUCGUCUGGGGAAGUCUGGCGCGAAUCUUCCCCGAGAAGGGCGACGCCUAUGUGGUGCCGCUGCGAACGCUGCUCCUCUUCACCGGCGGCUUGAUGGCCAUCUAUGGCAGCGAGGAGCUGGGCUUCGAGGGUGCCGGCCCCCUGGCCGUUGUCUUCUCUGCAUUUGUGUCGAAUCUGUUCUGGUGCAAGGAUGGCUGGGAUGUGGAGGAUAACCCGGUGUCCACCGCCUUCGAGAUCUUCUGGAUGAUCUUCGAGCCCAUUCUGUUCGGCAUCACCGGCUCCACCAUUAAGAUACGCGAGCUGGACUCGCACACAGUCUCCAUUGGAGCCGCCUGCAUCUUCACCGGCGCCAUUCUGCGCAUCUUCACCACGGCUGGCAUUGCCUUCGGCGAUCGCCUCAACCUCAAGGAGAAGUUCUUCGUCGGCCUCUCCUGGAUGGCCAAGGCCACGGUCCAAGCGGCCCUGGGACCGGUGGCCCUCAAGCAUCUCGACGAGAACUCUACGGAUGAGGAGCGCAACUAUGCCAGCAUUGUGCAGACGAUCUGCGUCUUCAGCAUUGUGCUGACAGCACCGCUGGGUGCCAUUCUGAUAUCCGUGACGGGCACAAAGCUGCUGACCAAGACGAAACAGCCGCAGGAUCUCACCGGCUGGCGACGCAGCCAUCGUCCGUCCAUACGCGAUAUCAGCAUCAUCGAUGAGGAGGAGGAGCGCGAAGAUCCCGAAAUACCCGAAGACAAAGAGACGCACGACAACACGCUCAACAAUGCACACAUCCCGAGCAUUUCCUAUACGUAUAACAAUUGAAAUGGAAAGAUCGCUUUCCUUCUUGUUGAUUGAUUGAUUGAUUGUGUUGAUUGUUUUCUUAUUGUACACUAGCCGUAAGACUGGACUUUGCAUUCCGAAAUAAAUGAUUAAGUAAAUC
Molecule: messenger RNA, 2582 nt
Organism: Drosophila subobscura
Lineage: Eukaryota; Metazoa; Arthropoda; Insecta; Diptera; Drosophilidae
Gene: Nha1
Product: sodium/hydrogen exchanger 9B2
Exons: 5
Coding region: 296-2464 (722 amino acids)
Biological process (GO): proton transmembrane transport
Cellular component (GO): membrane
Molecular function (GO): antiporter activity
Source: RefSeq, a predicted model, not a curated record